AUGGCUUCAGCACUUGCUAUCGGAACUGGUGUCGCAGUGGCAGCCUUUCUGGGCCGAGCAGGAGUGGUGGCAUGGCGACGAUCACGGGGAGGCGUUGGAGCCCUGGGAAAGGCAUUCUAUAAGGGCGGCUUUGAGCCUCGGAUGAACAAGCGGGAGGCUACGCUCAUUCUUAGUCUUAAUGAACGGGCCGUGACAAAGGACAAGAUUCGCAAAGCCCACCGAAACCUCAUGCUGCUGAACCACCCCGAUCGAGGCGGCAGUCCCUAUCUUGCGACAAAGGUCAACGAGGCCAAGGAGUUCCUCGAGAAGAACUCGUAA
Pseudomassariella vexata is the source of this 318-nucleotide messenger RNA. Its product is annotated as mitochondrial chaperone. The record is from RefSeq and is a predicted model, not a curated record. Gene Ontology annotation, cellular component: PAM complex, Tim23 associated import motor. NCBI's taxonomy places the organism in Eukaryota, Fungi, Ascomycota, Sordariomycetes, Amphisphaeriales, Pseudomassariaceae. Gene Ontology annotation, molecular function: ATPase activator activity. The transcript is spliced from 3 exons. Gene Ontology annotation, biological process: protein import into mitochondrial matrix. The coding region runs from base 1 to 318 and encodes 105 amino acids.